AUGGUAGCGGCGCAAGCGACGCAGCUGGAAGGCACGCGGAAGCAGCAGCGGGCUGAGGUGGCGCAGGCAGAGGCAAUAGUAGUCCGAGCUGGCGAUUUUGGACUGUUCCUCACGGGAAUGCGCGUCGCGGUGGGCGGCUCGUCCGCCGACGUCAUGAAGAAGGUCGGAAUGGGGCUUCACCAUACCAUCGUUCCCACAAGUGCCCCUUACUCGCACCAUGGUCACAUGGCUACUCAACCUGCCCUCUUCCUCCCCCGCCCGACCACACAGGUUGAGGAGAAUGUGAGGCGCGCAGGUGGGACGGUGCUGCCCGCUUUUGACCCCGCCUGCUCCCUCGUGAUUGUCGAUGACCUCACCAUGAGGAUACAACGGCUUCCCCUCCCCACCCAUCUAUCCUCUCCUUUUGCCCAUCCACCACGCCAGGAGGACGAGCUGUGCAUGAGGGCAGAGGGCGAUGGCAAGGUGGUGGUCACUUCCCCCGCAUGCCCCGCCCAUACCACACAUGCAUGGUCCCUCGGCCCCACUCCAAUCUCUCCACCCCCUCCCCACCAGGAGGACGAGCUGUGCGUGAGGGCAGAGGGCGACGGCAAGGUGGUGGUGACUGCCAGGUGGCUCGCCCACUGCCUCCGCCACUCCCGCAUCCUGCCCCUCUCCUCGGUAUGCUAA
This is a messenger RNA of Closterium sp. Naga37s-1, 666 nucleotides long. The record is from the annotation of a GenBank genome assembly. NCBI's taxonomy places the organism in Eukaryota, Viridiplantae, Streptophyta, Zygnematophyceae, Desmidiales, Closteriaceae.